AGAUUGAUGGUUAUAUAAACGGAGUGUCUCCCAACCUAUGCACAAAUCGAAAAGGUCGAGUGAUGCGCCAUAGCUAUGAGUUGGCGUCCCGGUAGCCGACACUUAUUGUUGCUGUUCUUAUCAAUAGCUGAAAGUGCGGUAUUUGCUCGACGAGACCUCCGACGGCAAAUUCCGUUUGUAUUCACGGCCAAAUUGUACAAUGUAUCAUUAGAAGAAAAUGCUCCUGGAACGGAAUUUGCCCGUUCAUCCGAUCAUGUUCGAAUCGGUGUCCCAUUGCCGCAUAGCGAUGCCACUGUCAAAUUCAAGAUCGUUGAGGGAGACCGACAACAUCACUUCAAAGCACAUUCUCGUCAAGUGGGAGAUUUUGUGUUUUUACGAAUACGACAGAAAGACCGGAUGGACACACCUUUGAACAGAGAGCUCAAAGACCACUAUGAUUUUCUAAUAAAAGCAACAUGUCGGCAAAAAGAAGCGGGAAACCUCGAGGCCACAGCAAAAGUACACCUUACCAUAACUGAUCGUAACGAUGCGAUGCCAAUUUUCACAUUAGAAGCGGAUCAGUAUGAAGCGACAAUUAGCGAUCAGCUUGCACCGUUUUCUGAUGUGAUACGUGUCGAAGCAUCGGAUGCUGAUGAAGGGAUCAAUGGGCAGAUCUAUUAUUCAUUAGUGAAUCGAUCAGCGGAAUUUACUGUGGAUCCUAUUACUGGAUGGAUUCGCACGUUAAAGCAUUUGCAUGGUGGCAUUUAUAAGUUACAAGUACGAUCAGAAGAUAGAACAUCGAGACUGUUUUAUAAUGAUCCGGAUCAGAUACAACCUGCAUGGACCAAGGAUGUAGUGAUAACAGUGACCGAAUCAAAGCGGCGUCAUCUGAAACUUCUCGUCGCCAAUAAACUGAUCAAUGGAUACCGCUCUGACAUCGAACAACUAGCGGCUGUUAUACGAGUUGAUAUACCGCCAAAUGAGGUCGAGCAAGGAGGACCGAUUCAUCUAGAUGUUGUCGAGGACGACUUGAAACACUGGUUUUCGUUGAGAGAAAGCGGAAGGCUGGAGUGGCAGUUGUAUACGAUUCCUGGUCGACUCAUCCCACAACAGACGAAUGUCACCAUAUCGGCUGGACAAGAGCACCCGUUGAGUGGUAUGAUCAACACGACGGCGAACAUCAAGAUCGAAGUCGGCGAACCACAUUCGAUCGUUUUUGAUGAGUCAACGACAUCUUUCAAUGUCAACGAAUCGGCUCCAUUAGGAUAUGUAAUUGGACGUGUAGCUGCUAGUGCAAUGUACAAAAAAGAUGAGAGAAAUAUUAGGUACUACUUGGAAUUGCGAGAAAACACAACCGUUCCAUUCGAAAUCUCUGAAAAGUCGGGUAUUAUUCGGGUAUCACAGGAACUAGACUACGAAACUCAAAGAGAAUAUAGCUUCAACAUCCUUGCGAAGUUGGCUGGAUUUGGAGGACAAAGUUCACAAGUGGUUACUGUAUUCGUGAAAGAUUCGAACGAUCAUUCACCCUUAUGGUCUGCUAAAUGGAUGCGACAGGGACCGAUCGCGGUAUCUAGUGAUACUGCUGUAGGAACAGUUGUCCUCAAGGUGGAUGCACUGGACUUGGACUCUGGAGAGAAUGCUCGCAUAGGAUACAAACUGUCAUCAGAUUCCAAUGUGCCCUUUUCAGUAGACUUUGAAACUGGAGAGAUAUCUUUGACCAGAAAAUUGGGAAAGGAUGAAAAUGACUGGAACGUUACUGUAUGGGCCGUAGAUGCUGGGAAACCAUUGCCAAGAUCUGCUUUCCUUAAUUUGGUGUUUUAUCGGAAUGGAACGAAAGUGCCACCAAAGCCAAAACCUGUUGUUGGCACUGAGCCAAGCAACACUCAUGCUCCCAAAUUUGCCGAUUUCAAGGCACCCAUCCAAAUUCGGGAAGAUGUCGACAUAGGCACGGCCAUUGCUGUAAUCACUGCUACUGACAAAGAUGUUGGAUACGGUGGACGAGUACGGUAUUCGAUGUGGGAUGAUUAUUUUGCGAUUGAACCGGAGACGGGAGUGAUGACAGUGGCAGGAGAUUUGACGGAAUUGUUGACACCUGGUGUGAAAAUGCUGAGUCGAGAUGUGGAAGUGAUUGCUACGGAUGAGGGAACACCAAGGAAGAGCACGAAGAAGACGGUGAAAGUGCUAAUAGAAGAUGUCAAUAAUCAUGCUCCGCAGUUCCAAGAGCAUUGGUAUCGUCUCCAUGUCAGCGAAGACACCAAAGUUGGAACGGUAUUGCUGAAACUGACCGCUACCGAUGAUGAUGGAGGUGAUAAUGCAAAAGUUGGCUAUCGGUUAGCUGGAGGUGAAGAUGACCAUCUGAAAGUUGAUGAGAAGACCGGACACCUGACACUGAUCAAAGCUCUGGAUAGAGAGGCUAACAGUGUGUUACGACAUGCCGUAAUCGCAUUUGAUCACGGUGCGCCAUCACAAAUCUCGGCCGUAAAUCUAACCAUUGAAGUCGACGAUGUCAAUGACAAUGCACCUUUUUGUAUCGAGCCGAUCACUACUGUCCGAAUUCCCGAAGACUAUCCAGAUGGAGCACUUGUCGGAUGUGUCGCAGCAACCGAUCCUGACAUUGGACCAAAUGCUCGUCUUAGGUUUUCCCUAGAGCCAGAAGAAAACGGACUAGCGCCACCAUUCAAGAUUGAUCAUCGAACUGGAUGCGUUUUUAUCCACUCACCGCAUCAACCACUAGAUUUUCAGCGGAAAUCGGUGUAUAAUCUGUCCAUAGAUGUAGCCGAUAACGGAGAAGUUGUUCUGAGCACAACUUGUUCAUAUGUGGUUGAGUUGGAAGAUGUGGAUGAGAAUCUCCAUCCGCCAGAGUUUGAUGAUGUAGCGUUGGAGGCUAGCGUUUAUGAGAACAUGCCAGUUGGUACAGAAGUCAUCACUGUCAAAGCUGUAGAUCAAGAUAACCCUGUUGGAAUUGUCGAUUACAACAUCGUGGGAGGAACUGGCAUUGCCUACUUUGCCAUCGACUCUUCAGGAGCCAUCCGAACAUCUCGAGUGCUAGACCGUGAAGAACAAAGCACUUACUGGCUUACAGUAGAAGCUAAUGACAGUCCACAAAGUCGAGUGCCAAAAACUGGUGUGCUACAUGUAUUUGUUCGAGUUUUGGAUAAGAACGAUCAUCGUCCUGUGCCUCAGUUGCCAAUCUAUCAUGCCAGUGUGAAGGAGAACUCACCGCAGAACAUUGUCUUGGUGAAGAUUGAUGCAACCGAUGGAGACGAUGUGAACCAAGACUCAUCAUCGCUUUCGCUGCGAUAUAAGAUCUCUCAAGGUGAUCCACAGAGCUUCUUCAGGAUUGAUCAGCAUACGGGUUAUAUCACCACUUCCGGAUCUCGUCGCCUGGAUCGGGAAACUCAACGAGAACAUGAGCUUUGGGUAUCCAUUUGUGACUCCGGAGAACCCCAGCUCUGUUCAUCAGUCCCUGUGAUAGUCAGCGUAGAUGAUGUGAAUGACAAUGCUCCCACAUUCUCACAACCGAUUUACCAUUACAAUGUUCCCGCUGGUGUUACUGGAGUUGUGAGCAGGGUUUUUGCGAGUGACGUGGAUAUAGGCAAGAACGCAGAGUUGUUUUAUAACAUCACUGACGGAGAUUCGAGGUUUACUAUUGAUGAAAGUGGCUAUAUCUCGACGAAUGUGCCGUUGAAGGCCGAUGAGGUGGUAACUCUCACGAUCCAAGCCACCGAUCGAGGUUUACCAGCUCAAAUGACCCAAACCCGGGCAAUUCUCACCGCUGUAGCACUUUCUCAGAGGACGAAAGACGCUAAAAAUCAAGCUCCUAGCUUUGGAAAGAACGAUGGAAGGCAAAUUCCCGUCUCGGAUGCUGACCAGGUCGGAUUCACUAUCGCCAAGAUUGAAGCCGUGGAUCCAGAUGGAGACCCAAUUUGGUGGAGCAUCGUUGGAGGAAAUGUGAAUGAGACCUUCGCCCUAAGACCUGACAGCGGCCUCCUUCAACUGGCUAAACCUAUCGAGAGCUUAGCUCGGAAUGUCACUUCCAUCGUGCUGACGAUUGAAAUCACCGACGGGCAACUGAAUGCGACAUCUGAGAUUGCCGUUGAAGUCUCACGCUCACCCAUAACUCGACCUCAGUUUUCGGCACAACAUUAUAAAACACAGAUUUCGGAGAAAACUGCAGUUGGCACCCCGAUUUAUACCGUCCGAGCAAAGCCGCAUGGAUCAGGCAAAGCAGUGAAACCACUAGUAUACGGUAUCCAUUCGGUAGAGGACACCAACAUGGAGGACAAGCUGCGUGUGGAGCCAACGACUGGAAACGUGCUCAUCAUGGAAUCACUCGAUUAUGAAGUUUGUCGUGAAAUUCGUGCGAUUAUCUAUGCCCGUCAGGGAACACUCACCAACUAUGUCACAUUGACGGUGACAGUGACAGAUGAUAACGAUAAUGCACCAAGAUUUGUUCACAAGGACUAUGCGGUUACUCUGCCACUGAGAUCACCCGUCGGAUAUCCGCUUGUCACUAUCCUGGCUCAUGAUGCUGACUCUGGAGAGAAUGGAAUGGUGAAGUACAGCAUUAUCAGUGGCAACGAACUUGGCUUCUUCUCGCUAGAUCCAGUGCUUGGAACUGUUAGCCUUGCCAAACUUCUCCCUUCACAUCAUACUGAGUCAAUCCUGACCGUACGUGCAACUGAUGGUGGUAAAUACCCGCUCAGUGAUAUGGCAAAUGUCAAAAUUCGGACAGAUACCUACAGUGGUCAUGGAUUCAGAUUCACUAGAGAGCUGUAUCAAAGAACAGUGCGAGACACAACAGCGUUGGGAUCAGUACUGCUUGUGGUGUCAACCGAACCUAAUGGAGUAGCAAGAUACAGAAUGAAGAAGCCAUGUCCGCAUUUUGAUGUGCAUGCGGCUUCUGGAGCCGUGACAUUAAAACGUUGGCUAACGAAAGAACGAGCGAAAAGUGUCGCAUGUACGGUAAUAGCCAGGAACAGAGCCGGAGAAGAGGACACGACGAAGGUUCUCAUCAAAACAUCAAAUACGAACCAGCACUCGCCGAUCUUCAAACAGCAAGUCUAUCGAGGAUUUAUACGGGAGAAUAGCCCCAGUGGAUCUUCUGUUUCGCUGGCUGAUAACUCGCCAUUAUUGGUAGCAGCCACUGAUAAAGAUGUCGGUCCCAAUGCUCUGGUCGGUUAUCGCCUACUUAACCCUAAUGAGCCUUACUUUGUCGUGGAUUUUGUCACCGGAGCAAUUCGAACUCGGAAGCCAAUGGAUUAUGAGAAAAUCAAAGAGUGGAUCUUUUACGUGCAAGCUAGCGAUAUGGGUGAACCAAGGAGAACAUCCCCAAUUCCGGCAAUGAUCAUAGUGUCUGUCAUCGAUACUAAUGAUGAAAAACCGGUUUUUACUCAAAAACAAUAUGACGUUGACCUCGUUUUGCCUACUGUAGCCGGCACAAUUGUUGCUAAGCCAAUAGCGAAAGACGCAGAUACUGUAGGAAAGCUACGGUAUUCGAUCAAGGGCAAUGAUGUAUCUAAAAUCUUCGCAAUCAAUUCCACUGAUGGUGCGAUCACUUUGCAGACUGAUAACACUAAACUCUUCAAGGAGAACAGCUAUAAGCUGGACGUUUUGGCUUCUGAUGGCGUUCAUACAGCUUCGGUUCCUGUUUUCGUGAAUGUAAAGAACACAUCCGAGAAGAGCUCCGGGUUCAGAUUUCCACAGACUGAGUACCAUGGAAGUGUAAAGGAGAAUACGUCUUACGCUAUGGGAGAGUCUUUGAUUGCGGUUACGGCAGUGGGAGCACCAGAAGGCGCUAGUGUUACCUACAGUAUCCUGAACGAGCGAGAAGAGCUGUUUAUACAUGAAGGCACUGGAAUGAUAGCACUGACUGGGAAGCAAUUCGAUCGAGAAGCGGAGCCUGUUGUGCGACUGCUGGUACAGGCCCGUACCCAUGAAUCAGAACCACAGCUGGCCCAGACUGUUGUUUCCAUUCGAAUAGAUGAUGUCAAUGACUGCGUUCCCAUAUUUGUUGGUUUACCCUACGACGUCGUCGUCAGCUCUGAUGCCGCACUUGGGGACAAGAUCAUAACUGUGAAAGCAGUGGACAAGGAUAUUGGAAUGAACGGAAUCGUGCGUUACCAUAGUAAUUCCUUACCGAAGAUUUUCAAGCUGAACAAACAUGAUGGAAAGAUUACUGUAGGAGGAAAGCUGACCGAUGCCAAAGUUUACACUUUUGAAGUCAUAGCCACGGACCAAGGUGAGCCUCCACAAAAAAGUUCAGCAGUCGUUCGCGUGGAAGUCGUGGAAAAAGCAAGACCGAUUUUCUCCAAGAAGCAAUAUAGUGCAAGCGUUUCCGAAGCAGCGAAAAGAAAUACAAUCAUCACCAAAGUGAAAGCUGCAAGUAGUGUUGGUGGCCAUUUAAUGUACACCAUCGAACAAGGAAACGAAGAUGGCUUGUUUGAUAUUGAUAUGGAUACUGGAGCCAUAAGCGUGAAUGGAGAUUUGGACGCAGAAGAAACUUCUGUGCACAACCUGACUGUCAUGGCAAGAGAUGUAACGAGAAAUAGCUUGAACUCAACAGCUGUGGUUAAUAUUCAGGUCCUUGGUGUAAACGACAAUGGUCCAAAAUUCGAGCAUCUGAUCUAUCGGGUCAACGUGUCGGAAGCUACUCCCGUAGAUACGCAGCUGAUUACCGUAAAAGCAAUGGAUCCAGACGGAGACGGUGUAAUUACAUAUGGAGUAACUGGGAAAGAUUCAAAGGUUGUUCAUGUGGAUCCUGCUACUGGAGUAAUUCGAUUAGCACAAAUGCUGGAUUUUGAAAAGAAACAGCGCUACGAAGUCACUUUGGUGGCAGCAGAUGGCUCUCAGUUGACUGGUGAAGCAAAGCUAGUGCUAAUGGUCGAGGACGUCAACGACGAACCGCCAAAGUUCUCUACAUCGUUUGCUGCCGCUACAGUAUCGGAUACUGCCCCUGCUGGACAGUUCAUAGCGAUCAUGAGUGUCACCGAUGAGGAUACCGUAUCCUCGAUCGCAGAUGGGCAUCGACUCUUGUACUCUAUCAUCGAAGGUGACGAGACCCUAUUCGAUGUAUCGGAGCACAGUGGAGAAGUAAUUUUACUGCGAUCUAUCGACGCUGAUGACAUUGCGGGGGAUAAUCUGAAGAAAACGCUAAAUGUAUCCGUAUCGGAUGGGCUAUUUACUGCUUAUGGACAGUUGACCAUAACGAUUGCUGUGUCCGGACGUCGUCAGCCACCACCGCGAUUUGAACAAAGCCAGUAUGUGGUGGCAUUGAGGGAGAAUAAUGCGCUAACCAACAAAACAUCAAUCCUGACCGUCCAAGCACGUGACGGUGUUCCACCUCUUCAUUAUACCAUCGGAAAUGGAGAUUCUCGGACGAAACCGCUACGCAUCGAUAAGACUUCGGGAAGAAUCCAUCCAAAAAUCAUCUUCAACUAUAAUGCUCAACAUACCCAUAGAGUUCCUCUCAUGGUCGAAGAUGGUAUCGGUCGAAGAGCAUUCAGCACUCUUACCGUAAAUGUCAUUGAUGAAAACGAUAGCACGCCUGUAUUUGUCACCUCCAAGUAUUCCACCUCCGUAUCUGCCAGCGCUCGUGAAGGUGAAGCACUUCUCAUGGUAUCGGCUACGGACGAAGAUGUUGAUGAUGCCAUCGAAUACACCUUGCUGGGGGAUGAUAAAGUAGCCGCUGUCUUCAAAGUACAUCCUCGACACGGGACAUUGUCCGUUGCAGGACCGCUAUUGUCAUUUGUGGGAAAAACAGUGAAUGUCGCUGUAAAGGCAACGGAUCAGGCCAAUCCACCACAUCAUGCAACUGCCCAGGUUUCUAUUUCUGUUCUUCCCGAAGAUACGCCUGUUCCAAAAUUCACCAACAGCCAUUACUUAUUUGUGGUUGCUGAAGAUGUCGCUGUCGGAACUGUGGUUGGGAAGCUUCAGCAAACUGAGCAAGAUCUUACCGAUGUUCGUUUCUCCGUCUUCGAUCCUCCCGCAGAUUUUCCACUUACGCUGGAACGUUCGACUGGAAAGCUGAUUGUUCGACAGCCGCUGGACAAAGAAAAGAAGGAAGUCUGGCGAUUCGCCGCUAGAGCAGAAGUUGUCAGUGGAGCGCACUCUAUGGCGACAGUCACACUUCGUCUGUCGGAUGUGAAUGAUCAUGCGCCGAUGUUCCUUGGAGCUUACGAUCGCAUUUCCAUUAGUGAGGAUGCUCCAGUCGGAACGAGUGUGGCAGUCUUCUCCGCAACGGAUUUGGACAAAUCGCCCGGAGGAAUGAUAGCGUUUAGCUUGGCAGAGGACGAGAAGCCCAACAGUGCCUUUAAAAUUGACCAGGAGUCUGGCUGGCUGCUGGUAGCAUCACCGCUGGACCGGGAAACUCGUCCACUAUAUGAUUUGACUGUAAGAGCAACUGAUGAAGGUGGACUGUUCACGGAUCACAAGUUCAAAGUUGAGGUUACUGACGUCAAUGACGAACCUCCUCGCUUUGACGAGAACUUCUACAUCGUGAGCGUAGAUGCCAGUCACCUGACUAUCGGCCAGAUCAUAGCCAGAGUGGAGGUUACGGACAAGGAUCUCCCUCCCUUCAACAACACUCGACUAUUUAUCAGCCGUGGUAAUGACGAUGGACUUUUCAAGAUUGAUGAAUCUGGAAAAGUCUCCAUAGCUCGUCUCAACCAACACCUUAUUCGAGAGAAUUACAAUCUGACACUGUUGGCAUUUGAUGGCACUCAUGCCACCACUGCUCUGAUGAUGAUUACGUUACAUUCUGGAUCCUCCUCGAGCGCUUUCGAAUGUGAUCCGGAAAAGGGCAUUGAGAUCAAAGUUAGCGAGGAUGUAAAGAAAGGCACUGAAGUCCAUCAUGAGGAGUCACGCAUGGGUGUUAGUGGAUCUCGAUAUUUGUUGAUUUCAUCGGAAGUUUUGCCAUUUGCUGUGGAUCAAGAAACUGGUUCUAUCACUGUGCAAGGAGAACUGGAUGCAGAAACCAGGAAGAAGUACACCUUUACGAGACAGCUGGAAACCAAGAGUUCUGGAUCCACCUGCAACCAACAAGUCAUUGUCCACGUGCAAGAUGUGAAUGAUGAGACCCCGAAGUUUGUGAAGGACGAGUUUCUCGCUUCCAUUAAAGAGAACGAAGCCGCAACUGAAUCGGAGCGAAGUUUUGUCACUGCAGUCCAUGCUGUUGACAAAGACUCCGGAGCUUAUGGAAGAGUGCGUUACAGUCUGCUAGCUGACUACAGUGCUUUCGUCAUUGAUAGCGAUACUGGGGCGAUUAGCACAAUUCGACCGUUGGAUCGUGAAGUUACGCCUGAGUACGUGCUGACCGUAAUGGCACAAGAUUCCGAUCCUGUUAACCCGAGAAGCAGCAAAGCGACUGUGCGAAUUACCGUAAUCGACCAGAAUGAUAAUCCGCCUCAGUUCGAGAAGAACGAGUAUGUCCUGCAGGUUAUGGAAUCUGAGUCCGUGGGUUAUACCCUCGUAGCUCUCCGAGCUCAGGGAGGAGAUGCUGGCGAAAGCGUCACCUAUACCUUGGCUGAGAAUGGAACACAUAACUCGUUUGUCAGCUUGGAUAAGGAGAAAGGCAUUCUGCGACUGGCUAAGGGCUUGGACUUCGAGAAAGAGAAGCUGCUGUCGGUGACGGUGGUGGCAACAGACUCCGGAAAGCCACCUUUGUCUUCGGAAGCUGUGGUUACGAUACAAGUCCUGGAUGAGAACGAUAACAUUCCAAUAUUUGCUACAGAAAGCUACAAAUCGUCCGUUGAUGAGAAUGCUCCCAAUGGAACGAGGAUAUUGAAGGUGAAAGCUGUCGAUGCCGAUAGUGAACACUAUGGUCGUGUUGCCUAUUCCAUCAAGGAUGAUCCCGGCCCAUUCCAAAUUGAUGACAAUGGUUGGAUUACGGUAGUGGGCAUGCUUGACAGGGAGACAAACCCAUACCAUCGGUUCCAAGUUGAAGCACGUGAUGGCGGUGAACCACCGCAGAAGUCGUUGGUUACGGUACUGAUUGACGUGAAUGAUGUGAAUGAUAAUGCUCCAGUGUUUGCCGAUUGUAAUAUGACAGCUGUGGUACAGGAAGGAGUGAUGCCAGGGCAUGUGAUUCUUACCCUGUCCCUUAGUGAUGCCGAUGGUCCCCAGUACGGAGCGCCAUUCCGAGUGGAAGUUCGUGGAGAAGGAUCGAAGGCUUUCAUGGUGGAUGAGCAGUACAAUCUCGUCAGUGUGACUCGUUUUGAUCAUUCGAAGAGGGACAGAUUCUUGCUUACUCUAAUUGCCUACGAUAGGGGGAAUCGUUCCACAGACUGUCCACUGACAGUGUUUGUGAAGGAGGAAAGCAGACAUCCACCAAAAAUCACGCCCCUGAAAAUUGCCCUAAUGACACUGAUGGGAGAGUUCAAAGGAGGAGUCAUUGGAACGGUUCAAGCCAGAGAUGAAGAUUCUGGAGACAUGCUUCGAUACUCCAUAGUAGAUGGAAGCGUUGUGGGACCCCUUUCGACAGAAGCGCAUCCUAGAGCUCACGCUGUCAAACCCCAUCUAUUCCGAGUCGAUGCCAAGAGUGGAGAAGUCUGGAGCGAUUACGGUAUACCCGGAGGGCUCCAUGCUUUCAAUGUAUCCGUCACCGAUGGAAAAUUCACCACUGUCAGCUAUGUCGAAGUCGAUGUGAUAUCAGUCGAGCAAGAUGCUGUAGAUCACGCCGUCUCAGUCCGUCUGAAGGGAAUGACAGCGCUGGAAUUCUUCACUGAGCAUAUAAACACCUUCAAGUCGAUAUUUGCCCAACAUCUGAACGUGGAGCCACAGAAUAUCCAGCUGCUGAGUGUACAAGAAACACAGAGAAAACGCCUACCAAGGGCUAGCAAAAUCCUCAACUCCGAAAAUACCGAUCUGGAUAUUCUUUUUACCGUAUCCAGAGGAGGUGGUAGAGGAAUGCUGAAGCCGGAUCAUGUGUACACAAGGCUUAAGCACGACUUCCAGAAUAUCGCAGAUCAUAGUGGGAAAAUGAAAUACCAACUAACCACGGAAAUGUGCACCCCGGGUGUGUGCCAAAGAGGUGAAUGUCGUGAACGAGUCUACAUGAAUGAUCAACAGCAAACAGUCAUUUCCAUCGGAGGCACAGCAUUUGUUGCACCACAUCAUGAUCGGUUGGCGGAGUGUAUUUGCCCUGAAGGGUACGGUGGACAACGUUGUGAACUCGAAAUCAACGCCUGUGCUCGAUCACCAUGUGAAGCUUGGGAAAUGUGCGUACCCGGAGAUGAAGGUAGACACGAUUGCAUUUGUCCUCCGGGAACAACUGGAGAUCGUUGCGCACAACCAUCUUGCGAGAAUGAGGGACGUUGUUUGGAAGAAGCCGAACUGUCCGUCGGUGGUGAUGGCUAUUUUGAAAUGUCAAUCGCGCAUGAACUUGAGACCAGAAUGGAGCUUGAGGUAGAAAUGAAGACGACUACUCUCAAAGGAGUGAUUCUGCAUGCGCAUGGACCUAGCGACUACCACAUGCUAGAGCUCGUUGAUGGACGUGUCGUGUACCGGUGGGAUGCUGGUUCGGGUGAAGGAUCCGUUGCUACGGAUGCUUCGAUCGCCGACGCACAGUGGCACCGUAUUUCAGUGAGUCGUCGUGGUCGAAGAACUAGGCUGGUCCUGGAUGGAACCGACACGAAAGAAGGGUGGAGCUUGCCAGGCAGUGACGUCAUCAAUCUCUAUUCUGCCAGUCACCGUUUAUACUUUGGCGCCCGCGUCGAACGCGGCAACGGCUCGUCUAUCUCCAUCACCAACGCUAUUGUAGCGUGUUUCCGAGCGAUUUCUGUAGAUCGUAGAAGCGUCGCAAAGACCCGACAAGGACUACGGCUAUAUAGCGCGAAUACCGGAUGUCGUGCCAUGGCUGCGACACCAUGUUCGGAAGCUCCGUGUAUUAAUGGAGGAUCGUGUCAUGUUCUGGGCCGGACCUAUCAAUGCACUUGCCCUUCUCGAUACACUGGCAUCAACUGCGAGAUCGAUUCCGAUCCCUGCGGGUCUCGUCCCUGCCCUCUGGGCAUCCAAUGUAUCCCAUUCUAUAACGAAUACCUAUGUAAAUGUCCAAACGGCUUCACUGGGAAGAGAUGCGAGAUCCGGGGAUACGAUAUCGACGAUGCUUGUGCUACCGAACCAUGUGGAGAGCAUGGUACAUGUAUACCCAUACCACGACAACAUGCGCAUAAUUUGGGUUACAUCUGUAAUUGCACACAUGGAUUCUCUGGAAAGACCUGCGACGACGUUGCGCCUUCAUUCGUUACUCGAAUCUCUUUUGUGGAGCUAAUAAUCGCUCUAGCCAUACUGGUCCUCAUAAUAGCUGUGAUUUUUGCGAUUCUCAUGGUUUGUAGAUGCUUGAAAACGAAGAGCGAGGAUACCAAGUAUGGAGAGCAUAUCCACUCCGUCACACAUAUGCGAAAUCCUCAUGCGCCACCACCGGUUGUGACAGCUCCGCCUCCUCUACCACCUCGCGCAUUCCGUGGAGGAAAUCAAAUGAUAUCUAACCUUGAACAAGCACAACUGACUGGUUUGCCGACUGUACAGGUUCGUCCAUUACCUCAGCGUGAACGGUUGUCGUCAUGCGGAAGAACAGAAUCGCGGUCACCAUCGAUAGCCGGCUCUGGGAAACCAUGGAAGCGAGUCACGGAUUACGGUAGCGCGGGAGAUGAUCUAGACGAGUCUGGACGAGGCUCUCACGAAUCCUCUGCACUGGAAGCAUUGCGCAGGUUUGGUUUUCGUGUUCCCGAAGAAGAAGAUGAAGACACGAGUAACGCCGUUGGCAGGAAUCGUGCUCAGAAGACAGAUAGAACCUCGGCGAUUACUCGAGAUGCGCUGUCUUCGCUGAGCCAGGAGCGGCAACCAUUGGCAGAUUCGAUUCAGUGCUUACCCACCACGGAAGAAGACGAGGGUGGAGAGAAAUGGGGUGAUGGGGUUGAUCGUAUUGGAGCAGCCAUACAAAUGGAGCGAUUAAGGAUCGAAUCGCUUACGGGUCGCGUAAAAGUGGGAGAGACGGUGUUGAGUCCAGUGAUCAACGACGAUGACUACAUGACGAUGCGCCCACGUCGAAGUGUUGUACCCGUCGCAUCCAGUGAAUCGCAGCGGCGACCACUUUUGGAUAAUGGUGACGAUAGUGAUGGCAUGGAUGGACCCGAACUGACGCAUUCAGCUCCGCCACCACCUAGUCAUAAGAAUCUUCUGUUCAAUUCUCGAGUCUACGACGAUCCUCCAUAUCGUGGAGGCGGUGAUACAGAUUCAUUAGCGACAUCAGCAAUCUGUGACAUAGAUGCUAGCGAUUCCGAAGAUCUACCCAUUGAUGCUGUAUUAUAACACACAUGUACUGCCAUAAUCUUCUCUUCAUGUACUACUUUUUCGUACUUGUACGAUCCCCCUGUGAUUUUUGCGGGCAUUUUUGCAACGUUUCCUUUUCUUUCCUUCAUCAUGUGUUUUUGUUAUUGUUGUCUCGUCUGCGUGCUUUCCUACAGCCAAGUAUUAUUUUGACACUUUUGCGCUCGCCACUCAGGUCUCUUCUACAAAAAUGACCCUUUCACUUUACAUCCUGUUGUUCCUGCCGUAUUGUUCAUAAUUGCUUUGAGUUCUCCAGGCUAGGUGCUUUCUCUUUCUCAAAGCCUGGAUUGUUUUAACAUUGUUUAAUAGUUCCUGUAAAUGUCAAAGUUCAAGUAUUCUAGGCACUAAUGCCAACAACCGUUGAGAGUUCACAACUCAAAGUUACAAAAAGCAUGAAUAUGAGUUGGCGUUGUAUGAGAUUACAGGUAUGUAUUAUAGGUUGACCUCACACAAAAAACAGUCACUUCCGUAAUUAUCGAUUAGUAUCUCGGAAUGUUAUGUUGUCCAUUAAUAAAGCGUUUACUGUA
Messenger RNA from Cylicocyclus nassatus, 13832 nucleotides. NCBI's taxonomy places the organism in Eukaryota, Metazoa, Nematoda, Chromadorea, Rhabditida, Strongylidae. The record is from the annotation of a GenBank genome assembly.